CUUGGCGGAGCGCGCCUGCGCGGUGGGGAGCUGCUCGCGGCUCCCGCUCGGCCUUGGGCUGGCUGCAGUCUCCGUUUGAGGGCGGCCGAAAGUGGCUGGCUUGAUUAAGAUGAGGUUUCUGCUAGUUCUCCUGGUGGCGGCGUCGGCGGUGAUCCGGAGCGAUGCCUCGGCCAACCUGGGCGGCGUGCCUAGCAAAAGAUUAAAGAUGCAGUACGCCACGGGGCCGCUGCUCAAGUUCCAGAUUUGUGUUUCCUGAGGUUAUAGGCGGGUGUUUGAGGAGUACAUGCGGGUUAUAAGCCAGCGGUACCCAGACAUCCGCAUUGAAGGAGAAAAUUACCUCCCUCAACCCAUAUAUAGACACAUAGCAUCUUUCCUGUCAGUCUUCAAACUAGUAUUAAUAGGCUUAAUAAUUGUUGGCAAGGAUCCUUUUGCUUUCUUUGGCAUGCAAGCUCCUAGCAUCUGGCAGUGGGGUCAAGAAAAUAAGGUCUAUGCAUGUAUGAUGGUUUUCUUCUUGAGCAACAUGAUUGAGAACCAGUGUAUGUCAACAGGUGCAUUUGAGAUAACUUUGAAUGAUGUGCCUGUGUGGUCUAAGCUGGAAUCUGGUCACCUCCCAUCCAUGCAACAGCUUGUUCAAAUUCUUGACAAUGAAAUGAAGCUCAAUGUGCAUAUGGAUUCAAUCCCACAUCAUCGAUCAUAGCCCCACCUAUCAGCACUGAAAACUCUUUUACAUUAAGGGAUUUUUUGCAAGAGCAGCGUGACUGACAUUAUGAAGGCCUGUACUGAAGACAGCAAGCUGUUAGUACAGACCAGAUGCUUUCUUGGCAGGCUCGUUGUACCUCUUGAAAAACCUCAAUGCAAGACAGUUUUUCAGUGCUGGCACAUUUUGGAAUUCUGCACAUUCGUGGAGUGCAAUAAUACUGUAUAGCUUUUUUUUUCUUCCCCAAAUCCACUCAGUUAACAGUUUUUAAAAAAUGUAGACAUUACCACUUGUACCUUUUUUCCUUAGUCAUAUUUGGAAAAGUAGAAAAUUGAGUUACAAUUUGACUUUCUUUUUGAAGAUGUCUGUUAAAUCUGUUGUGAUUUUAUAUGAAUUUUCCUUUUUCAUAGUUUAAAAUUGAUCUUUUGGGAAUACAGCUGAAGUUCCCCAAUAUUUUAUAAGAGGUUAUCAGGCAUCUUUAAUUUGGUCAUGUCCAGUUUACACAGUUUUCAAAAUACUGCAGAUUGUGAACCGUGUAUUAGACGAGAUUAUGGGGGGAAAUCCUAUAUCCAGAGUACUCUACCAAUUUGUGUGUAUGUGCGUGUGUGUGUGUGUGUGUGUGUGUGUGUGUGUGUGUGUGUGUGUGAUUACCAGAGAAUUACUAAAAGACCAACUGCUUUUUAAAUAUUGUUAUGUAGUUCAAGUGUCUUGCCUUGACCAAUCUAAUGAGUUGAUUAACUGGGCCUUUAUACUUAACUCAAUAAAAAACUAAGCAGAUAAAUUCAAAUAAAAAGUUUGAAUUUAU
Zalophus californianus (California sea lion) is the source of this 1502-nucleotide messenger RNA. RefSeq names its product selenoprotein T (gene SELENOT). Gene Ontology annotation, biological process: cell redox homeostasis. Lineage: Eukaryota; Metazoa; Chordata; Mammalia; Carnivora; Otariidae. The transcript has 6 exons. Gene Ontology annotation, cellular component: endoplasmic reticulum membrane. The record is from RefSeq and is a predicted model, not a curated record. Gene Ontology annotation, molecular function: thioredoxin-disulfide reductase (NADPH) activity.